AACGGAACACCACACCAUGUAUUUAUUAGCAAGCAGAUCACCUCGAUUUAUCAUCUCAAUCCGACAAUUCCAACCCCAUCGCAAACUACACAGCACCGCCAUACGACCUCGACACAAUAUGGCUUCCACCAAUGGCACGAACGGCAGCGACGAGCAGCCUAAAAUGCAGUACACCAAUCUGGGAGGAAGCGGGCUCAAAGUCAGUAAAGUGAUUGUGGGCUGCAUGUCGUUUGGAUCGCCAGAUUGGCAGGGAUGGGUGUUGAAUGAAGAGGAAUCUCUGCCGAUUCUGAAGCAUGCGUACGAUCGCGGGAUUACCACGUGGGACACGGCCGACGUCUACUCCAACGGCGACUCGGAGCGCAUCGUAGCCAAAGCCAUCAAGCAGUUCUCCAUCCCGCGCUCCAAACUCGUCAUCCUAAGCAAAUGUUUCUUCGGCGUCAAAGAGACCAACGUGCCCGGCGCGGGGCUCGCGAUCGUCAACGAUGGCGCCGACGUCAACCAAGUCGGCCUGAGCCGCAAGCACAUUUUCGACGCCGUGGAGGCGAGCGUGCAGCGGCUGGGCACGUACAUUGAUGUGCUGCAAAUUCACCGGUUGGAUCGCGCGACGCCGAAGAAGGAGAUUAUGCGCGCGCUGAACGAUGUUGUGGAGAGGGGGUGGGUGAGGUAUCUUGGGGCGUCGUCGAUGGCUGCGUGGGAGUUUCAGGAACUACAGUGGAUCGCGCGCACGAACGGAUGGCACGAGUUCAUCAGCAUGCAAAACUACCACAACCUACUCUACCGCGAGGAAGAGCGGGAGAUGAUCCCCUACUGCAACGCCACGAACGUCGGGCUGAUCCCGUGGAGCCCGGUGGCGCGCGGCGUGCUUACCCGGCCGUGGAACACACGCAACACGAAGCGCGAAGACCACGACCGCUUCUUGAAGAGCAUGUAUCGCGAGCGGGAGAACGCGGUGGACAAGAAGAUUGUCGAGCGGGUGGAGGAGAUAGCGAAGAAGCGCGGGGUGUCGAUGACGUGCAUUGCGACGGCUUGGAGUCUGUCCAAGGGCUGCAAUCCCAUUAUCGGGCUGAGCAGUACGGAGCGGGUGGACCAGGCGGUGUUCAAUUCGAAUUACCAGCUUAGCAAGGAGGAUGCGGCGUACCUCGAGGAGCCGUAUUUGCCUAAGGCCGUGACAGGGUAUUAGUCCGAUUGCUGCGGUAUUGGAGGCACUGAUUGGUACGCCACGGCCAAGGGAUUGGUGAUCGUGCCAAUGCAAAAAUCAGGCUGAAUGAAAGAUGAGGAGAAGUGCCAGGGGCAGGCUCGCUAGAUAUCUCCAGAAAUGCACUUUUGAGUGCCUGAGGCUGGAACAACCUACCCCGCCACCCCGCAGCACCGCCUCAGCAGGUGCCAAACUGGAGCAACGGAGAUGCGUUCGGUAGAUCACGGCC
Molecule: messenger RNA, 1424 nt
Organism: Neohortaea acidophila
Lineage: Eukaryota; Fungi; Ascomycota; Dothideomycetes; Mycosphaerellales; Teratosphaeriaceae
Product: NADP-dependent oxidoreductase domain-containing protein
Exons: 4
Coding region: 17-1180 (387 amino acids)
Source: RefSeq, a predicted model, not a curated record